Molecule: messenger RNA, 1137 nt
Organism: Malania oleifera
Lineage: Eukaryota; Viridiplantae; Streptophyta; Magnoliopsida; Santalales; Ximeniaceae
Exons: 4
Coding region: 93-785 (230 amino acids)
Biological process (GO): peptidyl-proline hydroxylation to 4-hydroxy-L-proline
Cellular component (GO): endoplasmic reticulum
Molecular function (GO): L-ascorbic acid binding; procollagen-proline 4-dioxygenase activity; iron ion binding
Source: RefSeq, a predicted model, not a curated record
GUCUCAGGCCCAAAAUACGAAAGGGUGAGUGAUUUUGCUUUGUGCCUUUUGUGGUGGCAUGGUGGAAACAAGGGGAAAGAAGAAAGAGGGAAAUGGGGGAGAGAAGAAAAACAGGCGCAAACAAGAAGAUAGAGUGGCCGCUCAUCAAACCGAAGGCCAAUCUCCAGAUUAAUCGCCUCAAAGACACCGAUCUCUUCACUGUGCAGAAUUUUUUCACAUCUCCUGAAUCAAAGGCAUUCAUUAAAACUGCAGAAUCGAUUGGUUUUGUCCACCAAGGUAGUCUGGGGCCAACAAAAGGAGAAGCUUAUAGAGACAAUGACCGAAUUUCUGUGAAUGAUCCUAUCCUAGCAGAUUCAAUAUGGGAGUCAGGGCUUAACAAAUUGUUUUCUGAUAUUAAAAUUCGCGGAAAAGUUGCUGUUGGGUUGAAUCCAAAUAUCAGAUUCUACAGGUACAAGGUUGGUCAGCGCUUUGGAAGGCACAUCGAUGAAAGUGCUGCUCUUGGAGAGGGGAAACGCACUCAUUAUACAUUGUUAAUAUAUCUAAGUGGUGGUUCUGAGCCCAAAACUAAAAAUGAUCCGAGCAGCCACUUGGAUUCUUCCUCAGAGCCUCUAGUUGGAGGGGAGACGGUUUUCUAUGGUUCAAGAAACCGUGUUGUUGCAGAGGUUGCUCCUAUGGAAGGGAUGGCUCUCCUUCACAUUCACGGGGAUAAGUGUAUGUUACAUGAAGCCCGGAAUGUUGCUAAGGGUGUCAAGUAUGUGUUUCGAUCAGACGUAGCUUUUGCGUGAUGAGUUCCACACGGUGUUUAACAAAUCUCUCCAAUUUAAGUUUAUGAGUGGCUUAAUCUUUCUGACUCUCUCAUUCUUCAUCCUUGGCAAACCAGCAUUUCCAUCCGAAUAGUGCUUCUCAUACAAUAUUGCUUCUUGACUGAUUCGGAAAUGAGAACCAUACAUGUAUAAAUGUGCCCAUUGCUAAAAUCUGCGUGUAUUCCUGUACUUCUAAAUUAUUUUGAUGGGUGCUUUUAGCAUCCUUCAUUUUUUUUCUUGAUCAUUCUGGCAAUGCUCGAUUGUUGUGUAUUCACACAUUAAUAUAUUUCCUUUUGGGUAAUGACCAAAGAUGUGGUUAGCAACUUAGCAUUAA